CCGCAAUCUAGCGAAGGAAGAAAGUUGAUCGUGACAAGGCGCGUCAACCAAAAACUUCAAGUAAACGGUUUCAGUUUCUGGAUUGUUUAUUUUGGAUCUCUCGCAAAAGAAGACACUAGGUAAUUCAAUUGAGACUCAAUUUUCUCAUGCUUUAUGCUUCGAACAGCACUUUAUCACAAAUCUUGGCUCAUUGAGCUUGGGUAGGUAGAUAUGGUCCCAGUCGCAGAGGCUAGCUAUUUUCCUGAUCUGGGUAAAUGUUUGAAAGGAGAAGAAAUAUUGAUGUAAGUGAAGCUUCAUGAAAUUGAGCUCCAUGUACAUCCUACUGAUAUCUUUAUAGCUCUUGGGAGACGGCCUUCUUUGCUCUUUUGAAUAUUCAAGAAAGCGGAGCCCGAUCUACACUUGAGAAAUUCUUCAAAGAGUCCAGAGUAUUAUCUUUACUUUCCAAUCCUAUCGAUAUCUUUCCGGAGCCCACCACUAAGACCAAAUCCGAAUUCCAAUCCAAGCUUAGUCCGAUCAACGCCGACCAUUCCUCCGCAGAUUAUGACGUUAAGAAGGUAUCCGAAGAUGCACUAUGGUUGAGUGGGACAGCUGAAAUCGACGAGGUUUCCGCUCUACGAAUAGUGGUUCAAGAACAUCAGUCUCGGGCAUAUGCGCAACUUUUGGGAAAACUCUCCGAGGAAGAAUUGAUCAGUCUCCAGGAUGCCUUUGGCAACAAAAGAUCUACAAAUUUACUUUCCGCUGGAUCACUUAUUGGCACACAAGCGGAGGUUGCGCCGACUGAAGAGGAAAGCCAGGGAAAUCGACGCGUGCGCAUGCUGAGCAUUUACCUCUCAGAAAGGCGCUUUUUUUGGAAAUGUCUCACGUUGAUAAUUCAACGACCUCGAUUUUCACCCACACCGAGUUCCUCACCAGGCGAUUGGUACGAGGGUCUGCAUACAGAAGUGUUAGGCAGGUGGAAGAGCUUGGGUGCCUCUCCGCAUCGUAUGGUGGAACUGGUUCAAACUAUCGAUGCGGGACUUACAAAAUUGUUCAACGAGAGUGGUAGUGAAUGGUCCUUGGAGGGUGAUGGACGUGAAGAGCUCGAGAUUGAAUGGGGAAGCAAUCAGAUUGUUGAGGCAACGCACAUGAUGGAGACAAUAUUCUAUUAUAUAUUUUCCUCUGAUAAUGCGCCUGAAAUUUCCCACUCGGAUCUGGUACUUGAAUGGUUUACCUUCGUUAGCAAGUUCAAAUUUCUGGAUGAUGUGGGGAUGGUACGAUUAUUACUCAUCUUUCUUAUGUGCUACUUACUGACGACACAUUACAGCUUCAUCCAACUCUUCAGGCCGUGGCUGUGCCCUUGCAGACUAUCACCGCCAUUAUAACCGCCACCAUACUUAACGUCGAUAGUUGUUUGAUAUUCCUGGAGAAGCCUACUAAAGAUUUAGCUCCUGCUGAUUUGGCUGAGGGUCCAGAUAAACCAUGGUUGUUGAACCAAGCUGUAAUCGUUAAACUACAUCAAAUACUCACAGAUGCAGCCUCUGCGAGUUACAUGACAGCUGGCCCGGCAGUCCUCGCAUGGAGCGUUAUUUUAAAACACGUUAAAGCCCGUGUCGCUGUUCGAGAGAGACUCCAGCGUCGACGACAUGAGGGGCUCGGUGAUGACGAUGAAGAUAUUGAUGAACCAUUGCCAAUUGGAACAGAACCCCUCCUUGCCCCAGAUGCUUAUGAGGAGGUGCUGAAACAAAUCAAAAUCACGGAUGAGCUAGUUGAUUAUCUAGCUUUAAGCGCUGUCAACGAGAGUCGCGUGUUCGAAGUUCUAGCAAACAUUUCACGAACGCUUGGCGAUAACUACGAGGCACCUUUCCUGCCACAACUUGGUUCAAGCUUGAGAAUCGCGAUACUGGAGCUCAUGAAGGCAAGUGCGCCCGAUAUUGGCUACAAUGGCCCAACACUACAAACGAUUCUUUCUGUUGUAGAUGGAGGACAGCAGUACUGGGAUUUUGUUGAUCUACGAAAUGCUGGAAACGAGUUUGAGCCUAUAACCUAUUUUGUCACAGACGUUGGCUUGAUUCGUGGGUUCUGGCAAAAUGCUAGUAUGCGCUAUCCUUGGGAAGCUUCUCCCUUUCAAAACCUCGUUCACUCUCUGGCAUAUCUGCACGUUGUUGACGGAGGUACUCAUAAGUCAAUAUUCUCAUUGCUAGACUCUCGAUCGACCUUCACAUACCCAUUACCAUAUCAGUUCGUAGAUUAUGAAACGAUCCAGGAGGAAGAUAACAACAAUUCUGUUCAGCUAACUAGCGAUCUUCCAAUGUUUGAGCCCCGAGGGCGCGGGAACAAUAGAAGGCUUCUGAUAGGAAAUGGAAACCAAGGAGAGGCACUGGUAUUGGCAGCGGCCAAUGGGGACCUACGAAUUCCAGCGGGAACAGCUGGUGUUAUGAUAGUUGAAAACGAUCCGAAAGUGGUUUACCUAACCCACACUUAUCGUGGUAUGAGGUAUUUUGGGAAAUUGCUAGAAACAUAUUUGGUAGCGGGGGAAGAAUAUGACGCUAUUACCGGUAUGGAAGCGGACGCUGAGACUGUUGCUGACAUUAUUGGAACAUUUGCGACGGGGCUCCUAGCCUUAUCCAGGUCGGGAAAAGAGGCGCAUGAAAUCCAAAAUGCUGCUACGGAAUUCUUCCAGACUGCUAGUUCGGCGUUGAAUCGGAACAGAGAUAUUACUCUUGUAAUAUCUGCUAUCUUCGAGCAAGAAUUGCAAAGGCAAUCGAGCGAAUCUAGUUCUGAUGCAUCCCUCGAUAUUUUGAUCAGCUGCGUACAAUAUUUUCAUGCGUUGCUCCUUUUUUCGCCUGGAAGAGUCUGGCCUCUUAUUGGUCGUAGUGGCCUUCUAUCCAACGAUCGUGGUGACGGUGGUAAACUUUCCAAUAUUGUCGGAAGAAUCGAAGUUAUAUCGGGGAGAUACACAUUCCUCGUAUCAUGCACUCGACUUUUUGAGGGGCUGGUCAAUGAUUUCGCAGUAAAUGCUAUCGCGAGGAACCGCAAGGCAACCACGGCUUCAGCUCGAUUUAGCCAGGUCCAGGAACAUAAUGUUCGAGUUGCCGAUAAAGUCCUCUCCGAGGUUCUCCUUUACUUUACUCGAUACCUGACGGAGGUACUGGAAAGUUCAUACACAUGGCAGUUUGAUUUACCAGGCGAUCAACUUCAGCUCACAUGUACCAUUAUGUCUUCUUUUGAUAAAAUGCUUACCCUUGCCUUUGGGAUCCAGGGUGAUCCAGAAGAACAACCACUGUCGGACUCUCGUUUAAAGUCAGAAAUCGGCAGGGAUCCCAAAGAAAAUCGGGAUUCCCCUGUUCCAAUUAUGGGGGCGUUAAGGCCAGCUGCCAUGCACAUCGUUGAUAGCUUUUUAUCCAAGUCCUCUGGCCCUAUGCGGUUCGGACCAAUUCUCCGGACCUUGUUCUAUGGCUUCAAUACUCGUCCCACUACGCUGUAUGCAAAUCGAUCACGGUUAGUGACUGAGGGCGUAAAAUCAGCACUUCAAUUUUCCAGAAAACUUCUUCGAAUCAGUGCAUUAUUAGAAAAACCAUCACACUUGGAGACACAGCUAUUCACCGCUGCACCUCUUAUCGCAAGACUUUAUGCUGUCAAUGAUAGCUAUCGCACACCCGUCAUAAAGUUGUUUGAAGCGAUGAUAGUCAGCGCUUCGAGUAGCACCCAGGAGCCUCCUUCACUUCUAGGUUACCUUGGUGCGAAGACCUCAAGGAAUUUCCUUAAUGUCGUGUCGGAUCUGGAUACCCCUUUAAUUAGAGAUGAAAAUGUUGGAUCAAUAUGGCAUUUUCUGUCAAUGAUAAUGAGCAGUCGGCAACAAUGGUUUGCAAAUUAUGUUCUCACAGGUAAGACACCAAGAGAUGCGUUAAAGAAGAAGAAACCAGACGUUACCAUAUUUUCAUCGCCUAAACCUCUACUUCUCACGGCCCUUGACAAUCUCUCACAAAUUGGAGAUAUUCCGGAUCCGAAGGCUUUGAUGAUGUUAGAAUUCGUCUCUUUGGCACAAAACUUCUGGCCUUGGACUAUGUACGAGCUAGGAAAUAGUACGGGCUUCAUUAGUUAUCUCUCUAACUACAUCAAGACCUUGAAACCGAUUCAAGUUUCGUCUAGAAGCGAGCCAGCAAUCAAGGCUUGUUAUCGUACUCGAAUUGCGGCUUACAUUGCAGAAAUUCUUGCUAUGCACCUCUUUCAUUCUAGACAAACUGGCAAGCCUUCAAUUGCCAAAGAUCUUAUGCCAAACCUAGACUAUUACUACGAAAAUGCAGGAGGCCUUCCGACCUACAAUGCAUCUCUCCAUGGCAAUCUCAAGCAAAAUUUCGAUUCCAAGUAUGCUAGAUCUAGUCUUCAGAGUUUUAAGAAAACAGAUCUGGAGGAUCGCAAAUAUGGGGAGAACUACUUUUACGAUCUACAACUACUCGACCAAAUGCUCCAUUCCGACGUAGCUUGGACAGGGCGCAGAAAUGACGGGUAUAAGUUCGAACUCGCGAGUGCUAACAUCAACUUAUCAUUGGUUGAUGCUCAGGUGGUAAGUAAGCUAAUCUUGAAUUCCAGCUUCGAUCUAACAACUUUAGGCUCUUUUAAACGCCUGGAAAAUUCUUGCUGUUGAGCUAAGUAGCAAUAUAACCAAGGAAUCUGGCCAACAAGAGACCCUUGUUGAUGCUGCUCUCAAGUGCCUUGCCUCAAAUGCACAGAGCCCACAAGCAGAAAAAUUAUAUUCUCGAUUACUCCGAACAAGGGCAGACUUCGCUCUUGUUGCCUGCCAACGAUUGAUAGAAGCAAACCCAAGAAGCUCCAAAAUGAAGGGACUUCUAAAGAUAAUCUGGGAGACGAUCCGGAGUUUGGAUAAAAGCUUUGAGCUUGCAAUUGCAACAGGGGAUGGACCGUAUUAUAGACUACUUCUCAAAAUCUUAUUCUUGGCUCUGCGAGUACAUGCCGAAGAUUAUAAUCUGAGAGGUAUUGACCUCACAGCAUCGACACGAAAACAACAAGUGGAAUCGGAAUCAUCAGCAGACAUUUAUAUGAUCGUCGAUAUUAUAGAGCGUGUAGUUGCCGGGGGGCUACUUGACCUGGCUCAUAUCAUUCAUGAAAACCAUGAAGAGUCAUCUCCAGAAGACAUCGCGCUCGUUACAGGCAUUCUGCAAGCCAGUCUUCGGAUACCGGGCAUCGAAUUUCACCACGCACAAAUCGUGGCUCUCAUGGCAAAUUGCAACACCCCUCGUAUAGCUACUACACUAUUCUCUUGGUCUGACCAAAUCGCAAUAAAUGGCGAUCCUGUCUAUGGUGAGCUGAGCAUCCUCUUCCUCUUAGAACUCUCAAGUAUGGCCACCAUGGCCGAACAGCUAGCCGUGGAUGGCGUCCUUGGCCAGGUCAGCUCCGCAAGCAUAACCACUUAUCUCCGUCGCGGCAAUGUUUCUCCAUUCGCUGAUGGUGCCGGUAUCCAACGCUGUUACAACAUUUGGGUUCGCGGUAUCCUUCCUUUAAUUCUGAAUCUUCUCCAUUCAGUCGGCGCAUCCAUCGCUACAGAAGUCGCGCUCUUCAUGAACCAAUUUCCCCACCUCCUUGCUCAAUCCGCAGCCGCUUUCGACGCACCUGAGUCCUCACGGACAACUUCGAUAUCGCAACCAAGACACAUUUGUUUAUCAAUGGCCUCGGAAGUUCACUCGAUAGCUCUUAUUGUCUAUAUUCUCAACGGGUUUAGAGAACAGUUGCUAGGAAUCCAAGUUGUCCCGGAGGUAGAUUGGGAUCUUAGCGCAGUAGCAGAGAAUGUAGAAUUUUGGCUGGGGAGUCGAGCAGUAUUGAGAGAGAGGAUUGUCCCCAUGGGUGAUAAGGAAUUGGAGUGGAGGGGGAAGAAGAUAGAAUCUGGAAAGGCAGGAGCCCUGGGCUGCUUGGAUCGGCUAGAGGAGAAAGUGGUUAUUGAGAUGAUGGGGGUUAGAGAUGUGAUUACUGGAGGCGAUCCCUGAGUGGAAAUGGAAGGACGGAAUGGGUGUAAAUGAUGGAUGAGUUGUGGCGUUCGUUUUGCUUUGGGGAGAUGGGCUGAAUACUAGAACAUGCGCAAUUAAUUUUUGUAUCAAUGGAAGGAAGGAUCAGGAUACGAAGCCUCGAGCUUUGAAAGCGUUUUGCACAGAAAAAUGAUCU
Messenger RNA from Sclerotinia trifoliorum, 6153 nucleotides. Lineage: Eukaryota; Fungi; Ascomycota; Leotiomycetes; Helotiales; Sclerotiniaceae. The record is from the annotation of a GenBank genome assembly.